GAGAGAACGAUAGAAAACAGGAAGGGAAAUAUCCAAAAGAAAAUGCCACUCACGGUCAGCGGGACCGUACUUAUAAUCCGGUGGCUAAACACACCCAGAGUGUACGAGAGGGUUCCUCGACGGGCGGCGGCAGCUGCACAUCGUCGAGUACACUUAUGCAAUCCUUCCAGAGGGAUCUGGCAGGUGGUCGAUGCUUGCACUCCAAUAACACGUGUGGUAUCUUUUUCCGACCGACACACAUGAAAGAUCUGCUCUGCGUCCGUGUUAGGGUGAAUGUGACUGGCGAGGGGCACAAAAAGCUCAAAGUGACAAGAUGGUUACCAAAAACUGGAACCAAUCCCUUUUUCGAUCAGGUGGAUGAAGUGCGGCAUGCCAGGGCCGGUCAGUUGAGCGACACAGAACUGUUCCAGAACUUGACCGCGGACUGUGAGGUCGCUUUGCAAACAGUUCGACCGCUGAGCAAUCGAAGCGUCUCUGUGUUUGUGUCAAGCCACCCGCCUGUCUCAUUUCAGAACAAGAUUGCUUUUCUGAAGCUUCAACAGCGGUCCCUUGAAGAAUGGCACAUUGACGCCAAACCAGCCCCCACAACUGCUUUGAGGGAGCAAGCCGAAUUUGUCGACGCCUUUGCCUAUGCCUUCUACAACACCCGUGAACGUUGCGAAUGCAUGCUUGCACUUGUUCGACAAGCUGAAGACAAUCUCCCUCAGCGUGUGGCACUUCUGCCUCUCUUCGAUGCAUUCUUGGCUGCUGGCAAGAUCCAUUUGGAUAGUGAAGACAGAUAUUAUUUGCAGCGCGCCUAUCGCGAGGCGCCGCCGUUUGUGCAGCGAGUCGCUUCUCGACUAGAGCCAGCAGUGGCGGAUCGCAUGGAAAAGGUGCUCAACGAGCUGGUUAAAGGGUCGCUCAAGCGGGUGGAUCCUGUCUACCAGUUUCUCUUGCGUGCAAGCUUGGGCAAACCUGUGAUGAACUCAGCUGGACACAAACCCCCAGCUUCAACCCCGAUUGCCACGGACGAAGACGCCCAAGUGCUCAUUACAGUCUGUCGAGACGACCAA
Monosiga brevicollis MX1 is the source of this 1052-nucleotide messenger RNA. RefSeq lists its product as uncharacterized. NCBI's taxonomy places the organism in Eukaryota, Choanoflagellata, Craspedida, Salpingoecidae. The record is from RefSeq and is a predicted model, not a curated record. The annotation marks the transcript as partial. The transcript has 2 exons.